Zychaea mexicana is the source of this 1037-nucleotide messenger RNA. RefSeq lists its product as uncharacterized. The transcript has 2 exons. The record is from RefSeq and is a predicted model, not a curated record. The coding region runs from base 1 to 747 and encodes 248 amino acids. Lineage: Eukaryota; Fungi; Mucoromycota; Mucoromycetes; Mucorales; Lichtheimiaceae.
AUGCCCGAUGGUGGCUUGCAAGAUAUGGAACAGUCGCCACACUACUGUGAUCAGUGCAGACUCUACAAGAGAGGUCACUGUGCUGAUCAGCAGUACCUCCUAGGCCAGAACAUCCUUGUUGGUCCUGAGCUGCAGGUGCCUUCUUGGUAUUUGUCCCGGGUCUUCCAGUCUCGGCGCAAUCAUGAGCCAAUGGGUUUGGUCUGCUCCUUGGGCCAAUUGCGUUCUGGUAGUGAGGUGAACCCUUCCUUGGCUCCUCCUAAGUUGCCACUUUUUGGUCCUACUGGUGGUGUCCUAGAUUUGGGUACCUUUGGUCCUGUUGUCUUUCAGGCUAGUCCUCCUGGUUCUGUUCGGUCUGGUGGUGGCUUAGUGGCUUCUAGUGAUAGCUCAGUGGCUUCUGGUGGUGGCUCAGUUGCAGUUCCUGGUGGCUUGCGUCGUUCUGGUCGUUUGGCUGGUGCUCGUGUUCGUCCUUUGGUAGAGACUGAUGAUGAGGUUGAGUAUGCUGAAGAGGUAGAUGAGCUGGCUAGUGAUGAAACUGACUACCAGCUCCGCCUUGGGUCCAUGUCACCUCUUGAGGGCUCCUUGGGUGCACCUGAGGUUACUACCACAGGGCAUACCCCUCCUACUCCCUUGGUGUCUCUGCCAAGCUCCCCUGGGUCUGCUCGUUCGGAUUCUAUGUCUCCUGUGACAUCGCCUGCAGUGGACCAUAUGGAGCAAUCACAAGACCCUAGGUCUCCUAGUGUUCACUAGCAACAGCAAUAGCAAAAUCCAGGUAUCCCUCCCCCUCCACAUCAGGUGGACCUCUUCCCUGGUUUAUAGGAUCAAGAUCGUUUGGGUCGGCCCUUAGUGGUCCUGAUGCUGCCACCUGGUAUGCCGUAUCGCCUGUCUUGGGUCGAUGAUGGUGUGGUUGAUGUAGCUCCUUUGUGAAGUCUAUCUUUAUAGUUUUGAAUAAAAACUUGACAAUUGUCCAAGUUCUUGAGUGGUUCCCAUGUAGCAUCAUGAAUUGGAUAGCCUAACCAUUUGACUAGAUACUCGAUGCG